This is a messenger RNA of Rotaria sp. Silwood1, 3138 nucleotides long. The record is from the annotation of a GenBank genome assembly. NCBI's taxonomy places the organism in Eukaryota, Metazoa, Rotifera, Eurotatoria, Philodinida, Philodinidae.
AUGUUACAUCAAUCACCUAUAAAUACAACAGAAUCAAUGUCCAUAUCGAUGCAUGAUAAUGCACAGUUUGUUCUUCCUGUUAACUGUCCACUUCAUCUAUUUAUUCGACAACAAAUGCACGAUUGUGGCAUAAUCACAUCGACUGCUCACCGGAAUUCGACUCGUUUGCGUCUUAUUGAGCCUGUCAGCUUGAUUGACGAUUUUAGUACAUGGCAAUAUGAUCAUUGGCAUGGCCUAUUCGAUUUGACAUUAGAACCGUAUGAAAGAGAUCACAAUAUUCAUUUUCCUGCUCGAUGGCAUCUGGCUGAUAAUGUUCAAAUUUACUGUCGUAUCAAAAACGAUGACUCAUCCCAGCCAACAUCAUCGUCGCCUACCGACAGCCCUCGUACGGCAUCACUUGACGUAUUCAUUCACGAUAUAUGUGAUCGGGAAAAUAAUGGCCGAGCUAACAAAUGGUUACGUGCACUUGACGAAGAAGACAUCUUUACAUUUGAACAUUUGACAAAUUUACGUCAAUCCGAAUGGGAUAAUAUUCAUUCAUUGCCAUUGAAUGCAAAGAAAAUAUUGAAAGAAGCCGUUGAUCGAGAACGAGAACAUGCUGCUGGCGAAAGACGUCAACGGAUAAUCAAUGAUCCGAAAGAUGAGAACAACGAACAGACAGAAUCCACAAAACCUUCAGACGAUUUUCCUUAUUCGUGCUCGGAGAUUAUUGCCAAUCUACAUUUGAUCAAACUCUUAAUUUGGCAUACAUUACGCGAUGACAAAAUCGUUCGAGAUCAUGGUGCUUUAUCUCGAAUUGAUGCUAAAUGUCUGGAUAUCGCAUUUGAAGAGAUGCGCACAGAAGGCUUUGCCGAUGAUGGUCUCUUUCCAAAAAUGAAAGAAUUCUUUCUUCCACUCACCAUUUCCGAGCAUGAAUUUCAUUUGAAACGUCAAUCAAGCGUCGAUGAACAUCUUGCUCACUUGAAAAGACGUGACCAGUUAUGUGCUGACAUGCAACAACGUAUGAUCAAGCGUGAUGAAAUAAUAGAAAGGUAUCAGAAAUUAGACGAUGAAAUUCUUAGGCUAACACAACGUCUCAAAGAUGCAGAGAACGUUUAUAUGCAGUCACGAACAAAAUUGGCUUCGAGUAAUGACUAUGAACAACAAACUAAAGCAGAAGCACUUCGUCUAUACCAUGCAAGAUGGGAGAGAGAUCAACUCCACCUCUAUGAACAAUUAAAUGAUGUUAGAAAAAGAAAAGAUGACUUGGAAAAGGAAGAAAAGAAUUUGCAAAAAGAAAUUGAAGAAGAUAAUGCACGUUUAAAAAUGAUGGAAUUCGAAUUGGAUGCACCACAUGAACAUCUCGGUAAACAACUUAUCAAACCUCCUCGUGGUCUUAUCAUGUAUGGGCCACCUGGUACUGGCAAAUCAGACAUAAUGAGUAAACUAGCUAAAAAAUUAGGCAUCUUAACUGUGGGACCACCGUUGGCAGCUGGCGAACUGAAUCGUCCACUUGUUGGUGAAAGUGAACGCAUAUUAAUAGCGUUAUGUACACGUUGUUAUCGAGUUCCUUAUGCAAUGUGUUGUAUUUCAAUUGAUGAAAUUGAUUCAUUAGCACCGAAACGAGAUGAAGAUUCAAGUGAAAGUAAAGUCGAUAAGAUCUCUGUACUUCUAUCACUUAUCGAAGGCAUCAAAGACGUACCUAAUCUGAUGAUUUUAUGUGCUACAAAUCGUUUACAUAUAAUGGAUGAAGCAUUUUUGCGUCGAAUGUCGGGCAAAUUUUUCAUGGGCCGUCCGUCAUCCGAUGCACGCAUUACCAUACUUAAAAGAAUACCUAAUUGGGCUCUCGAAUACGGACUAAUUGAUCGGCUCUCGAUUGCUACGACCAAUUUUAGUGGAGCUGCGGUCAAGGCCUUGGUGCAUGCGAUUACUGUCACAUGCAUGGCAGCCCAACGUACUGAACCGAACUACCGCCUUGACGAGAUUGAAGCACUUCAACUUGCCGAUCGUACUGCUCAACAAUAUCAAAUUUUCAUCGGUAGUGAAACCUUGCCUCGCUUACUUUUGCGAAAUAAACUCGACAGUGCGCGAUCUCGCACUUAUCAAUUAUCGACAAAUUGCAAAUAUACAGGACGAAUUGUAGUCGAUUUAUGUCAUCAUCGUAUACGUAUCGAAAUCUAUGGGCAAGGUUCAAAUGCCUGCAAUGAUAAACUAUCGAUUGUUGAAUACGAAUUGGAUGAAAAUGAAACAAAUGUUCAAACAUUGCUUGAACGCUUGACCGCUUAUGGAAAGAAUCGAAACGUUCAACUUCUUCAAUUAAUCGAUCUAAAUUUACUUGCAUCCCAAAGUGCCUAUGAUGAGAAGAAAGUCUAUGAAACAUUGAAAGAUCGCUAUGAUGAAUAUGCAGCUUAUGCACGUUCAAUGAUUGUCUAUGAUCUUGAUGCACUGGUCGGUGUUAACAAAUCAGAAGCCGAUUCGAAUAUGGGUCGAUCAAUUUCAUCAUCGGUUCAUAAUCAAAGUAUUUAUACGUAUGUAUUGGCACGAUUUCGUGAUCGUGCUAUGGAAGAAGGUCAACAUAAAGACAGGGAUAAUAUGGAACGAUGGUCUGUAGCAGUGAUUCGUGAAUCAUUUCUUUUACGUCAAUUUUGUAAAGAUGUUCAAUUUACACUUACACGUCAAGAAGAAGAAGAAUUAGAAUUAGAACGACAUAAAGCGGAAGAUCUUCUCAAAUGUGUCAAAUGUAAAGAUUUCUAUAUUGAAAAUGAAAAUAGAAUGGGAAGUUGUCUUCAUCAUGAUGGUUUUCUCUAUGAUAUAACAGCAGCGAAUCUGAAAAUUUAUACGCCAAGUGAAGCAUUGAAGUUAUUAAGUAAAAUCGAAAGUAAUGCUAUCAAAUAUCCUGAUCAACGUGAUAAAUUCGAAGUUCAAAAACAAAAAUUCAAAUGGAUAUGUUGUGAUGUAAUAUUCACUAGUGGAUGUGUUGGUGGUUGUAAGAAAGGCAAGCAUGGUUUCGUUGUCGAUCUCUCACAACAAUUCCUUAGACAAUUAUCCCAUGAUAACACCAAUGUAUUAAAUCAAACAGUCAUUCAACAGUGGGACGAGUUUUGUCGAAUCAAUGUAGAGUACAAUAAUAAGUGGUUAUCUUUAUUCAAUGAAAGUUAA